AUGUCCUCACCAACACCCUCACCACUGGACAUUGAGAUCGAGUCUCUCAAAUCCAAAAUCACAACCCUGAAAUCCAACCUCCGGAUCCAAACAUCAACCAUCCUCUCCUCCCCAUCCACCACCUCCCUCCUCUCCAACCCACCUUCUUCUUCCCAGCUCAAACCAAAAGGCAUCACCCCAACAAUCCUCAAAUCCCUCCGCCACUAUGCUUCCCUCCAAAAGGCUCAUAACCAACAAUCGCUCUACCGGACUUGCGCCACCAUCACCACCUUCCGCGUGCAAGACCCUGAUCCGAACGCGGUAGACGGCGGAGCCGUACUUGGACUGAGGAUAGAGGUUUUUGCAAGGGGGAGGUUUGCGAGGCCUUAUUAUGUUUUGAUGAAUAGGCCUUUUGCGGCGGGCAGUCGCAAAGAAAAUGGGAAGGGGACUGGGAACGGUGGCAAGGAAAACGGCAAAGAGAAAAGCAGGGGCAAAAAGGGGAAGUAUGCCAACUGGCUAAGGGUGCAUAGACACACCAUUCCUCCUUGCGUUCCUCUCUCAGGGCUAGCAGCGCGCUACCUGCCAGCACCGCCAGCACGACCUGACGAACAAGGAAGGGAACAAGAUCUGGUCAAGUUUGCGAGACGACUACGAAGGGAGUUGGUGAGGUAUCAUCACCGUCUUGCAACUAUCACAGACCUACGGAAGGCUAUCCUCGCUGAGGCCGAGUCGGAGACAAAUAAAAUCCAAAACGUCACCCCGGCCGACGCCGAAGCGAAGCAAAUCACUAUCGAAUGGGAAGAUGGCCAGACGGGAAGGCUGGUCAUGGGCGAUGAUGGGGAGAUAGUACAGGUCGUUGCGCUCAAUGGUAGCGGAGGGCAAGGAGGUGGGAGUGGCAGGGAUAGAGAGGUGGUUAGGGAGUUGGUUGGGCAAGCGAAGCGGGUGGAGGAUGUUGUUAGAAGAUUAAGGUCUGGGACGAAGGGUUGA
Molecule: messenger RNA, 966 nt
Organism: Sordaria macrospora k-hell
Lineage: Eukaryota; Fungi; Ascomycota; Sordariomycetes; Sordariales; Sordariaceae
Cellular component (GO): Mis6-Sim4 complex; kinetochore
Source: RefSeq, a predicted model, not a curated record